AUGAGUGGCAGCCUGGCAUGGCUGCUCAUUAUGUUCUUGAGGAAUCUCCUGAGUGUGAUUGGUGGCCAGACACCACCUCAGGGCUUUAGGUAUGCCUCUUAUGAGGUGACCAUUCCAAGGAAACUGAUCUUCAAGUAUGGACAGCAGGAAACCCAGGAUGUCAGCUACCUGCUACAGAUUGAGGGGAAGGGCCAGGUGGUGCGCCUCAGGCGGAAGAGGGGCACCAUCCCUAGAGACUUCCCCAUCUUCACGUACAAUAAGGAAGGGGACCUCCUGAGUGACUAUCAUUAUUACAUCAGGGAUGAUUGUUUCUACAGUGGAUUCAUACAGGACAAGCCUCUCUCUUCAGUCACUCUCAGCACUUGCUCAGGGGGACUCAGGGGCCUGUUACAACUUAACAAUGAGACAUAUCAAAUUGAACCUGUCCAGCCAUCUGCUACCUUUCAGCAUGUGGUGUAUCGGCUGGAAAUAGAGGAGGGUGCCAUGCACAUGAGGUGUGGGUUGACGGAGGAAGAGCAAAGGCGUCAAGAGGCCAUGAUCCAGGACGCAGAGCAUGUGGCUGUCAAAAGUGCUCCAGCAGGACUCUGGUGGCCACACAAGAGACAUGCAGAAGUGGCAUUUGUGGUGGAGCAUGAACGAUAUGUUAAGUUUAAUAAAAAUGAAACUGAUAUUGCUAUGAAACUUCUUGAGGCCAUCCAUGUUAUAAAUUCAUUUUUUGAGCCACUUUUUCUUGACGUGUCUGUAGCAGGACUGGAGAUAUGGACGGAAAAGAACCUCAUAGAUGUUGAUAAAAGUAUGGGAGCCACACUUAAAGCUUUCAGUAUAUGGAGACGUAACACUCUACUUAACCAUCUAAAGAAUGAUGCUGCUCACUUAAUUGUAUACAGGUCGUAUAGAGGUAUUAUUGGAAUAGCAUAUGUAGGACAAAUUUGUAGUGAGCAUUUCGCUACUGGUGUUGUAGCAUCAAAGAAUUUCAAUUUGUUUGAUUUUUCUGUGCUAUUUGCCCAUGAAUUUGGACAUAAUCUUGGUAUGAGCCAUGAUGAAUCAGACUGUACACCUUGUGGCACUGGCAUGAUGUGUAUUAGUAGGGAAUGCAAGAACGUGUCCCUCUUGCAGUAUGAUUGCAAUGCCACAAAGUGCCAUAAUAGGGGAAUAUGCAACAACCACAAACACUGCCAUUGUUCUUAUGGUUGGGCCCCUCCUGACUGUCUAAAGGAAGGAUAUGGGGGCAGCAUUGACAGUGGGCCAAUUUCAAAAAACUGGAAUGGUGUCAGUGUAGGUAGCAUUGUAGGAAGCGUGUUGGUCCUUUCCACGGUGACUGCUGCUGUUGGCAUGGGUGUGUAUUACAGGUUUGUGCUAAGCAACAAGAUUAGAAGAAAGAGUUCAAGAAUCUCUCCAUCAUAA
Molecule: messenger RNA, 1404 nt
Organism: Podarcis lilfordi (Lilford's wall lizard)
Lineage: Eukaryota; Metazoa; Chordata; Lepidosauria; Squamata; Lacertidae
Source: the annotation of a GenBank genome assembly